UGGGGACGGAUGGCAGAGCAGUGGGGACGGAUGGCAGAGCAGUGGGGACGGAUGGCAGAGCAGUGGCAGGGGACGGCAGAGCAGUGGCAGGGGACGGCAGAGCAGUGGGGACGGACGGCAGAGCCGUGGGGACGGAUGGCAGAGCAGUGGCAGGGGACGGCAGAGCCGUGGGGACGGACGGCAGAGCCGUGGGGACGGACGGCAGAGCCGUGGGGACGGAUGGCAGAGCAGUGGCAGCGGACGGCUGCCACCCCCCUCCCGGCGCGGGCGCAGGGUCGGGCACGAGGGGCACUGAGGCAAUGCUGGGCUGGGGCUGCUCCAGCGCCCUCCAGGGCCGAGCAGCCGCGGGGCAGCCGGCGGGGCCCCCCGAGGGGCUACAGCCGCGGGGGCUGCCACCGCCGGGGGCACCGCCAGGGCCGAGGGCCGGCGAGGCGGCUCCGAGCGCCCGGGGCCGAGCGGGCAGGCGGGGCCCGUGCCGGCUGCGCAUGGCCCCGCCCCCCGGCAGGGCAGGGCAGGGCAGGGCGGGCCACGGCCACGGCCCCCGCGCCGGGACCAAUGGGAACCCGCCCGCCCCGCGCCGGGACCAAUAGGAACCCGCCCGCCCCGCGCCGGGACCAAUGGGAACCCGCUCGCCCCGCGCCGGGACCAAUGGGAACCCGCCCGCCCCGCGCCGCCAGCGCGUACAAAGCGGCAGCCGCGGGAGCGCGCUCCGCGGGGUGCCGGCUGCGCGGGCGGCGGGGUGCCGGGCUCCGCGGGGCGCCGGGCGGUGCCGCCGGGCGGGGAUCUGGGGGGCCGGGGCGUGGGGCCGCGCCACGGCAGCGCUGAGCCGCGAGAAACUUCCCGCGGCAGCGACGCGCAGCUCCAGGCGGCAGCGAGGCGAUCGCCCAGCCCCGACGCACCGGAGCAUCCCGGCCCGUGAUGCCGGACCCCGGCUCCCCCCGCGCCGCGGCAGCCGGGGGCCGGGCAGCACAGGUACGCGGCAGCCUCGCCUGAGACGCGGCAGGGCCGGCGGGGCGAUGCCGCCCUUUAACGCUUUUCAAGCCCCACAGCUGGAGCUGGGCCCCUCUGCGGGGCGCGCAGGGGUGUCGGCGGGUGCCUGCUAGAGCCGCCGGCCGAGCCAGCGGACGGGGAGACCGGGGAGGACCGCGGCGCGUUGUCUUUUCCGUCCCCUUGAGCCUGCCGGUGCUGCGGGGCUGCACGGAGGCUCCUGCCCGGCACGAUGUCCCCGCCGGUGCCUGCAGACCCGCUCUGGCUGCGGGUGGCGAAGCUGCUGCUGCUGCUCCAGCUGUGCAGCCACGGCUGUGCGCCCCGCACCUCCCCGCCGCCCCACAGCUGCCCCCAGGCCUGCAUCUGCACCUCCGACCUGCUGAGCUGCAGCCGGCAGAUGCUGCAGCAUGUGCCCCGGGUGCUGCCACCCACCGCCACCACGCUGGACCUCAGCCACAACGCCCUCACCCAGCUCCACGACCGCUGGCUGGCUGCCCUCCCGCACCUCGAGGCCCUCUACAUCAGCCACAACCAGAUUAAGGACCUUUCUCCACAGGCUUUCCACAAUGCCUCCUACCUGCGGCACCUUGACAUGUCCUCCAACCACCUGCGUGCCAUCGAGACACACUACUUCGACACGCUGGUGAGCUUGGAGGAGCUGCUGCUCUACAAUAACCACAUUAAGAGAGUGGAUGAAAAUGCCUUCACCAAGCUGAGCGGCCUGCGGAAAGUCUACCUGAGCUGGAACAACCUGACCACCUUCCCCUUCCACUCGGUGCAUGGGCUGGGCAACUACAGCCUCCGCACGCUGGACCUCUCCUCCAACAGCCUGAGCAGCAUCCCUGUGGAGGAGCUGGCGGCUCUGCCCGAAAAUGUCAGGAAUGGCUUGUACCUGCACAACAACCCCAUCAGGUGCAGCUGCCCGCUCUACCUGAUGCUCCAGCGCUGGAAGCAGCGAGGUUUCAGCUCUGUGAAGGAUUUCUUUGAGGAACACACCUGCAAGGUGUCUGACAAUGUGCCCCGGUCCCUGAUCAAGUUCCUCAAAUACAGCCACAUGUUUGAGAACUGCUCAGCGGGCCCUGAAGAUGUGCACCCCUUGCCCUUCCCCGUGAUGGUGGGCCAGACCGUCCUGCUCACCUGCAAUACCAGCCUGCCAGCCACAGCCACCACCUACAUGUGGAUCUCCCCUCACCACGAGCCCAUCAAACACCCGGGGAACAGGAACCGCUCCUUGGAGGUCUACCGCAAUGGCAGCCUGAAGAUCGCAGUGGCCAAGCCCUGGCACUCAGGGGUCUACGUAGGCUUGGCCAUCAACAGCCCCCGCAAUUUCAGCAGGCUGUGUGAAGUCAACGUCACAGUUCACUACCCCAAGCCAGAUGGGGAGACCUUCAGCACCGGCCUCACAACGCUGCUGGGGUGCAUUGUGAGCCUGCUGCUUGUGCUCAUAUACUUGUACCUCACGCCCUGCCGCUGCCUGAGCUGCUGCAAGAAGCCAGCUCCUCUCAGCCCGCCACAGGAGUGCAGCGCCCAGUCCUCCAUCCUCAGCACCACUCCCCCUGCCACGGAUGGGCCAAACCGAAAGGUCAACUCCAACAAGCAUGUGGUCUUCCUCGAGCCCAUCAGGGAGACGCAGAAUGGCAAGAUCCGCCUAGCCCUCGGUGAGGACUUCCCUGACCCCAAGCACCCCAAGGUCCUGCAGCUCAAGUCAGACUCAGAUUCAGUCAGCUCCGUCUUUUCAGACACCCCGAUUGUGUCAUAGCGGGGCAGAGCUGGAAGCAGAGCCGGGGCAUCCCAAGAGCUGUUUGUUCUCCAUCAUUGCUAGAAGCAGGAUUAUUGGGCAACCCAAAUUCCCAGCUUGACUGCAACCCGUAAGGGCAAUCAGCAUGACCCACAACUGCUUCAGUCAUGAGCUCCUGGUGGGUUUUGGGCCAGGGGCAGAUCUGUGUCCAGCAAGAGCUCCUUGCGUAAGCCCCUGGGAAUGGCCUCAUUAGCACAAGGGUAAUGCUGAUGAACCCAGCACGUCUGAGAAACCCUCACUUGAUUUAAGCAGCCAGACUCCCUAAUGGUGACACUGGAGCCAGUGGUGUGCCAUGUCCUUGGGCACGUGAGACUCAACCUGGCGCCACUGCCACAGACCCCUGAGGCCAAGGAAUAGCCAUGACAAGAAGGGCACUGUCCUCACUCAUGCCAGGGCCCCUAGGGAUGGUGAUGCCACCAUCCUCUCCCAGCCCGUGCCAGUCUCUGACAGCAUGCCAUGGCUGGGAGCAGGACCCCAUCACAAGGUGGGGUACGCAUCCCCACCAAACGUGGCCACGCAGGAGGGAUGGAUCUCGGCGCCUGACCAGCCAUGCAGCCAAGCAAACGUUACAAGCUUUUGCUUCCUGAGAAGCUGUAAAUAGUCAAGGCAGGAUUAGGUGAUGCGAUACAGCACCCUGGUCUGCAUUGCUCAGAGCUCCCCUUGCCACCAAGGACGACAAGGUCUCAGAUGCACCACUUUCCCUUGCUGUUUCUCCUUGAGGCGGACAAACGCGCUGCUAAAGCACAGCUAUUUAGGCAGUAAUCUAAUAAGCCUAUCGAUAAAUGUGAGUAAUCCUCUCCUCUCUGGGGUCAUAAUUCUCUAGUUACAUUGGAAUAAAAAUGCCUAUUUUUUUAAGCUCA
Messenger RNA from Falco peregrinus (peregrine falcon), 3645 nucleotides. It is a transcript of the gene AMIGO3, whose product is annotated as adhesion molecule with Ig like domain 3. Gene Ontology annotation, molecular function: protein binding. Lineage: Eukaryota; Metazoa; Chordata; Aves; Falconiformes; Falconidae. Gene Ontology annotation, biological process: brain development. The transcript has a single exon. The record is from RefSeq and is a predicted model, not a curated record. The coding region runs from base 1220 to 2746 and encodes 508 amino acids.